CAGAAACAAACAACAAAACAAAGAUUGUGGUACACAAAUUUCAAAUACAGACUGAAUUCUCCUGGUUCAGAAUAGAGAUUAUUCUGCUUCAUGGGCUCAGUAUACAGAAUGAUGACAUUCAUUUACCACAGAGCAAAAUUUAUUGAACAGUAGAUACUAUGCAUUUAGUAAUAAAUUCUAUUAAUUAGUCAACAGUAACAAUAUUACACAACAUAAAAGUUAUAAAUAAACUUUCCUUGUACUUAAUUAUACAUACAAAAUAAUGCUAAUUGUUUUAAACAAAAUUUAUAGACCUCUGAAAAUAAAAUUUCAAUUAAAUAUGUUUGAGUAAUUUUGUGGAUGAAACAUGCUAGUGAGUGAGUGAUUUGAUUCAGAUGAGUCACCUAACUGAAUAAGUGACUCAAGUCAUCAAUAAUAUAAUCACUCUAGUCAUUAAACGUCCAAGGGAUUGAAUGUUGAACCACAGACUCAUUAAAAUAUUAAAUUCAAGUGGCCUCCAAUGGCAUAACUUUCACACCAGAUGAAAAUCAGUCAAAUGGUACAAAAGUUGAAAGGGUAGAAUAGGAAUAUGGAUAAACACACCAUAAUAAUUACAUUAGCUUACUUUUUUCUUGAGAAACAAAAAUAGGUCAAGAAUUAUGUAAAUGAAAAUAUAAAAAAGUAUGAAACAUAAUAUCAACAUAGGUUAUGAACACAACUUUAUAGUAAUACAUGAUUUCAAGUGCCUAGAGAUAAAGCUAUAUUUUAAUGUACCACUACAUACUUAAGAAAUGCUGUACUAGUGGAUAUUAAACAUGGGAAAGUGAUGAAUAUUUCCAGAACAUGGUUUAAUAGAAACAGUAACAGAAGAAUAACACUGUGUCAUUUCAGUUAUCAUGACAGAUUUCCAAUCAGGAAGACCACAGUGUGGAAUGAAAUGUCAAAUAUUGUCCAGUAGAGUCUGGUGUGUACAUAACUGCCUGUCUGAUGUUAUGUCCUGAUUUUGUUUCAGUAUGUAAAGAAUGCCUCUUGAAAGACAAGACCAACAAGUCAACAAGUUGGCUCUGCAGCAAAACCGGUAGCUGACAUUCAGAAGGUCCUAAGUUCAAGUCCUGAAGGUGGUUAACCAGUCUAAAUUUUCAGUACCAUCUAUUAUUUUACUCAUUCAGGUCCAGAUGUUUUCUUCAGAAGUCUCUUUUCAAACAUUCAUGUUCUUCCCUCACAGCGACAGACAACACCUCACACCCCUGCAAAACAUCAGUGUGAUUUCCCUUCAUCGUCAACAUAGUUCCACCAUCGCAGACCAACCAUCAGUCGCCCUGUAAGCACAAGCAAGAAAAUGGUUUUGACAGACAUAUUUGAAUUCAUAGUACUGAAGUGGAGUAAGGAUACCCAAACAUCACUCCAUGAAGACAAAGAGAGGGUAAAGAAUGUUGCAGACAUAAAGAAAUUGAAAUCUUCUGGUAUAUGCACUAUUAAAGGAAUUAAGAUGUGCACUCGCAAGAAGUUAUGUAAUAUAAGAGGAUUUUCAGAAGCUAAAGUAGACAAAAUAAAGGAAGCAUGUGCUAAAGUUGAUACAGCAGGUUUCCUCACAGCACUGCAAGUUAGUGACCGACGAAAACAGGUGUUUCGUUUAAGCACUGGUAGCCAGGAACUGAACAAGCUUCUAGGAGGUGGCAUUGAAUCCAUGGCUAUCACUGAGGUGUUUGGUGAAUUUCGCACAGGCAAGACACAGUUAUCACACACGCUCUGUGUCUCAGCUCAGAUGCCUGGAGAAAAUGGAUACAUGGGAGGAAAGGUCAUUUUCCUUGACACAGAACAUACCUUUCGUCCGGACCGUUUACGUAGUAUUGCAGAUAGAUUCAACCUUGAUCAAUCAGCAGUACUAGACAAUGUACUGUAUGCACGGGCUUAUACAAGUGAACAUCAGUAUGAACUUUUGGACUAUGUUGCUGCAAAGUUCCAUGAAGAGGCAGGUGUCUUUAAAUUGCUUAUCAUAGAUUCAGUGAUGGCACUGUUCCGAGUAGAUUUCAGUGGACGAGGAGAGCUGGCUGACAGGCAACAGAAGCUGGCACAGUUGUUGUCCCGACUACAGAAAAUAUCAGAGGAAUACAAUGUUGCAGUAUUCAUAACAAACCAGAUGACAGCUGACCCAGGGGCCACACUUAUGUUCCAGGCUGAUCCAAAAAAACCAAUUGGAGGCAAUAUUUUAGCUCAUGCUUCUACCACUCGAAUUGCUCUGAAGAAAGGAAGGGGUGAAACACGAAUUGCUAAAAUAUAUGACAGCCCAGACUUACCUGAGAGUGAAGCUACAUUUGCUAUAACAGUGGGUGGAAUUGCUGAUGCAAAGGACUGAUUUAGUGUAAUUUGGUUCAAGUGUUACAAUGGACUAGAUAAAUAUUUGAAGACUUAGAUAUUAUUUCAGUGAUUAAAUGUAUUUGUAACAGAGUACAGUACUAUCUGAUUUCUUAGUCAUGGUUGCUGGUAUAUGUGUGAUGGGAAAUAUGGCAGGAAUGGUAAGAGUUGUGUUUUGUCUGUCUGAAGACAGCAUUAGAAUGAGAAGGUGACACUCAAGAACAACUUGACUUUCUUACAGCUUGGUCUUAGUUAACUCUAAUUCCAAUUAAAUCCCCACUCUCUGUUUGUGGAGUUGAUGAAAUCCACUGUUUGUUUACUUGACACCAGUGGACUAUUAAUAUUUCAUAUAACAUGUAAUUCUUAUCAAAUUCCAUUACAUUUGUGCCUCAGUUAUAUACAAUAUAUUAUUACUUACUUAUCCUGAGGUCAUAUUAAACAUUAUAUGAGUGUAUAGGAAAACUAUGUUUUCCAUUAGGCUUUGUGAUUUUAAAGUGUUAUUUUGAUGGACAGAUAUAAACAGAUAUGUAACAGUGAAAGUUAUUUGCUACAAUUUUGGAUUUGAAUGUAGGACCAGUGGAAGAAUAUUGUUAUAAUAUAGUAGGCUUCCAGAACUUACAAAUGUUUUCUGAAAUAUAGCUAUAAGUCCACAUAGUGUCACAUCAACAUCUUCACUACCACCAAACAUCAUGGUCAAGUAGUUAACACUCCUGCUUUGUAUUGGGAAGGUUCUGGGUUCAAAUCUUGGCCCAGAUACCAGCUAUUGUGACUGGACUUUUUCAUGGUUUUCCUCAGUCCUUCCAGGAAAAUGCCAGGAUAGUACCUUAAAUUAGGCCACAACCGCUUCCUUCCACAUCCUUUCCAAUUCACUUUCAUUCUCACAUUCAACGCUAUAUAGUCUGAGCUACUGAAAGUGUCAUUAAAUAAAACAAAUAAAAUAAUCUUUACUGCUGUGAGAGCCUCAAAUCUCACAAUAUGAAUAUUUCUGUUUACCCUGUGACUAUCUGCAAAAUAAACAGUGCUCUUAUUCCUAUUUGGUAUGGGCUCUUAUUUUUGUAAGAAUGCUUUUCUUACAAAAAUAAGAGGUAAUUAUUUGUAUGAGCAAAUAGAAUAAAAUGCCUACCAGAGCAUAAAGUAAUGUCCAUUAAACAUAAGAAAUUAUACACAGUAUUUGUUAAACUAACACUGAAAUAUUAUAGUGAAAAUGGGUAUGGGGUGACAUGAUUUUCAGUUUUCUUACAAUAAAAUUAAUACAUUGAUCUGUUCCACAUCUUAAUUAAUAACUUUCCAUGGACUGCAUAUAAUCUACAGCCAAUAUCUGUCUUAUCUAUUGUAUAUUACUUCUAUAUGUAUAUUGGUUUUAAAAUCUGUAUAUUGUUUGGAAUUGUUCUUAAAUAUUGCAACAGAUGGGAUACAUAGCAAUGAUAUCUGUUUUUUAAUUAAUUUCAAAGUCCUACUUAUGUAGCAUUUCAGAAAUAAGUUAUUCUCACUUGGCAUUACUCAUUAUUUAAAUUAGGCACAACAUGUCACAUGUGGCACUCUUUGAUGGCUAUGCAACCUGACUCACUUCUUGAAUUAUACUCAAUAUGUGACCCCCAAAUGUCUCAAUGCUAAUAAAUUUUAACUUUUAAAUGCAUGUAGAAUAGCCAUUUGUGUACCAUUGUUUUAUGAGGUGGAAAUAUGUUUCAAUGAAUUUCACGUGUUUGUGGUUGAA
Messenger RNA from Zootermopsis nevadensis, 4048 nucleotides. NCBI's taxonomy places the organism in Eukaryota, Metazoa, Arthropoda, Insecta, Blattodea, Termopsidae. The record is from RefSeq and is a predicted model, not a curated record.